AUGCCGUUACAUGAUAGGAUCAUACCUUACUUAGAGAGGGCUGAGUUGUACCACCUGGCUAGGCUGAACGCGCAUUGGUUCUGGUUGGAUGAACCUCUGGUCAGCGCAUUUAUCGAGAGGUGGCGGCCUGAGACCCGCACUUUCCAUAUGCCAUUCGGAGAGUGUACUAUCACGCUCCAGGACGUGGCAUACCAGCUCGGGCUGCCCGUGGAUGGCCAGGCUGUUUUCAGGUGCAUGACAGACUUCCACAUGCACAUCGAGGGGGCCAGACCGGCAUGGGAGUGGUUCGAGGAGUUAUUUGGUGAGCUUCCGCCACCGGAUAAGAGAAAGUUAUACACAGUCCACUUCACAUGGUUUCAUGAACGGUUCAGGGUGUUACCAGCGGAUGCUUUGGAGGAGACCGUGCACAUAUAUGCACACGCGUAUAUUAUGAUGCUUCUGUCGACACAGCUGUUCAUGGACAAGAGUGCUAAUCGAGUCCACCUUCGUUAG
Molecule: messenger RNA, 492 nt
Organism: Arachis ipaensis
Lineage: Eukaryota; Viridiplantae; Streptophyta; Magnoliopsida; Fabales; Fabaceae
Source: RefSeq, a predicted model, not a curated record